AACGCUCCCCCAUUUUAAGUUUUUUUCAAGCAUGUGCGUUUCCAUAAUGGUCCAUCUACGCAAUUUAUAAACCUCUAUCGGCUAAUGAUCUUCUUGACGUGAAGCUGUUCGUUUUAAAAACAUUCCUUUUCCUACUUCUUUAAAUAUUAAAAAUGACCGACGAAGUAAACCCAAAAGCUUAUCCACUCGCUGAUCCAACAUUAACAGCAUCAAUCCUUGAUUUAGUGCAGCAAGCUGCAAAUUACAAACAACUACUCAAAGGAGCAAAUGAGUCUACAAAAGCUUUAAAUAGAGGAAUCGCUGAAUUUAUUGUUAUGGCGGCUGAUGCUGAACCAUUAGAAAUUUUAUUGCAUUUACCCCUGUUGUGUGAAGAUAAGAAUGUACCAUAUGUGUUUGUGCGCUCAAUGCAAGCCCUUGGUAGAGCUACUGGCGUCUCACGUCCUGUUAUUUCAUGUGCUGUCACAAUCAACGAAGGAUCACAACUAAAAAGUCAAAUUCAAACAAUUCAGCAAGCUAUUGAAAAACUUCUUAUUUAAUUUUUUAGAUCCUUGAGAACAUGUACUUAUUCUUUAUAUAUAUUUAUAAUAAUAUCAAAAAGAACAAAAUA
Molecule: messenger RNA, 607 nt
Organism: Hydra vulgaris (swiftwater hydra)
Lineage: Eukaryota; Metazoa; Cnidaria; Hydrozoa; Anthoathecata; Hydridae
Product: NHP2-like protein 1
Biological process (GO): maturation of LSU-rRNA; mRNA splicing, via spliceosome; maturation of SSU-rRNA
Cellular component (GO): small-subunit processome; precatalytic spliceosome; cytosolic large ribosomal subunit
Molecular function (GO): RNA binding
Source: RefSeq, a predicted model, not a curated record